CGAGCGGCGGCCGGGGGCGGAGCGCUGCGAGGGCUGCGCGGCGCGCUCGGGCUCCCGCUCGCUCCCCGCCGGGCCCCCAGCGCUCGCCGGCUCCCGGCUCCAGUCCGCCCGUCCGCCCCGCGCAGGGGCCGUGUCGCGAACCGCGCCUGCGACCCCGCGUCCGGGCGCGCCGGAGAGGACGCGAGGAGCCAUGAGGCGACAGCCGGCGACGGUGGCGGCGCUGCUGCUCGGGCUGCUCUUGGAGUGCACAGAAGCCAAAAAGCAUUGCUGGUAUUUUGAAGGACUGUAUCCAACUUAUUAUAUAUGCCGCUCAUACGAGGACUGCUGUGGCUCCAGGUGCUGCGUGCGGGCCCUCUCCAUACAGAGGCUGUGGUACUUCUGGUUCCUCCUGAUGAUGGGUGUGCUCUUCUGCUGCGGAGCCGGCUUCUUCAUCCGGAGGCGCAUGUACCCCCCGCCACUGAUCGAGGAGCCAGCCUUCAACGUGUCCUACACCAGGCAGCCCCCAAAUCCUGGCCCAGGAGCCCAGCAGCCGGGACCGCCCUAUUACACCGACCCAGGAGGACCGGGGAUGAACCCUGUCGGGAAUUCCAUGGCAAUGGCUUUCCAGGUCCCACCCAACUCACCCCAGGGGAGUGUGGCCUGCCCGCCCCCUCCUGCCUACUGCAACACGCCUCCACCCCCGUACGAACAGGUAGUGAAGGCCAAGUAGUGGGGCGCCCUCACAUGAGAGGGGAGACGGGAGAGGGUCUUUCCCUGGCCUUUCUGUCCCCGUGGAUGUUCACUUCCAAGAAUGGUCUCACGGGCCGCCAAGGGCAGUUCCUCUGAUAUCCUCACAGCAAGCACAGCUCUCUCUCAGGCUUUCCAUGGAGGACAAUCUGUGAACUCACACUGUGUCUCC
Messenger RNA from Saimiri boliviensis boliviensis (Bolivian squirrel monkey), 898 nucleotides. RefSeq names its product VOPP1 WW domain binding protein (gene VOPP1). Gene Ontology annotation, cellular component: cytoplasmic vesicle membrane. Lineage: Eukaryota; Metazoa; Chordata; Mammalia; Primates; Cebidae. The record is from RefSeq and is a predicted model, not a curated record.